GCAGAUGUAAAUUAACGAUCUGAUAUGAUUAAAGGAUUAGAACAGAACAUCUGUCAAUUAAAACAGCAGUUACAGGAAUCAGAACUUCAAAGACAGCAGCAACUAAAGGACCAAGAAAAUAAGUUUCAAGUGGAGAAAAGCCAAUUAAAACACACCUAUGAGAAUAAGGUUCAUGACUUGCAGAAUGAACUUGAUAAAGAAAAAGAAGAUGCUCAAAACAAAAUUCAUAAAUUUGAGGAAGCUUUGAAGGAAAAAGAGGAGCAACUAACUCGUGUGACUGAGGCUCAAAGGUUUCAGGCCCAACAGGCAGACGCUGCUCUAGAAGAGUUUAAGCGGCAGGUGGAGCUGAACUCAGAGAAGGUCUAUGCUGAAAUGAAAGAGCAGAUGGAAAAAGUAGAAGCAGAUCUCACUAGAUCCAAGACUCUACGUGAGAAACAGUCUACGGAGUUUUUAUGGCAACUGGAGGAUGUCAAACAAAGAUACAAACAGCAGAUAGUAGAGCUGAAGCUGGAGCAUGAACAGGAGAAGACGCACCUAUUACAGCAGCAUAACGCGGAGAAGGGUAGCCUAGUCCGAGACCAUGAACGGGAAAUUGAAAACCUGGAGAAACAGCUUUGCGCUGCCAACAUGGAGCACGAAAAUCAAAUUCAAGAGUUCAAGAAACGAGAUGCGCAGGUUGUUUCGGACAUGGAGGCCCAAGUUCACAAGCUGAGAGAAGAGCUGAUCAGUGUAAACUCACAGCGUAAACAGCAGCUGGUGGAACUUGGUCUUCUUCGUGAGGAGGAAAAGCAAAGGGCUGCGAGGGACCAUGAGACUGUUGUCAGUAAGCUGAAGGCUGAAUCAGAAAAGAUGAAUAUAGAGCUGAAGAAGACUCAUGCUGCUGAGACAGAGAUGACACUGGAGAAGGCCAACAGCAGGCUGAAGCAGAUUGAGAAGGAAUAUACUCAGAAGCUUGCCAAAUCUUCCCAGAUCAUAGCAGAACUUCAGACAACCAUUUCGUCUCUGAAAGAGGAGAGCAGCCGACAGCAGCUUGCUGCAGAAAGGCGGCUCCAGGAUGUUGUACAAAAGUUUGAAGAUGAGAAGCAGCAGCUGAUUAGAGAUAAUGAUCGAGCAAUCAAGGUUUUACAAGAAAAACACCUAUCAUGAAUGCUCCAAAUAUAU
This is a messenger RNA of Marmota monax (woodchuck), 1161 nucleotides long. Its product is annotated as centrosomal protein of 112 kDa. The coding region runs from base 25 to 1146 and encodes 373 amino acids. The transcript has a single exon. The record is from RefSeq and is a predicted model, not a curated record. Lineage: Eukaryota; Metazoa; Chordata; Mammalia; Rodentia; Sciuridae.